Messenger RNA from Postia placenta MAD-698-R-SB12, 1494 nucleotides. RefSeq lists its product as hypothetical. Gene Ontology annotation, molecular function: structural constituent of cytoskeleton; GTP binding. Gene Ontology annotation, cellular component: nucleus; spindle; gamma-tubulin complex. NCBI's taxonomy places the organism in Eukaryota, Fungi, Basidiomycota, Agaricomycetes, Polyporales, Adustoporiaceae. The record is from RefSeq and is a predicted model, not a curated record. The transcript has 10 exons. Bases 94 to 1494 code for a protein of 466 amino acids. Gene Ontology annotation, biological process: mitotic sister chromatid segregation; cytoplasmic microtubule organization; meiotic spindle organization.
GCUCAUACUCUGACAAGGUUUUAUUCGACGAGUUGCUUUCUCGCGUUGCUCUAAACCCUUAAGAACGUCGAGUAUCCUAGUCUUGCGCGCGGGAUGCCUCGAGAAAUCGUGACCGUGCAACUGGGCCAGUGCGGCAACCAAAUGGGUUCCGUGUUCUGGCAGCGGCUGUGUGCGGAGCACGGCAUUAACAAAGAGGGCAUUCUAGAGGAGUGGGCUACUGAGGGCGGCGAUCGCAAGGACGUAUUCUUCUACCAAGCCGACGACGAGCACUACAUUCCCCGUGCUAUUCUGGUCGAUCUUGAGCCUCGAGUAAUCAACGGCAUAUUGACAUCGCCGUAUGCAAACUUGUACAACCCAGAAAACAUAUUCGUCUCAAAAGACGGGGGUGGCGCCGGGAACAACUGGGCGCAAGGUUAUUCCGCCGGCGAACGAAUAUACGAAGAAGUCAUGGAGAUGGUCGACCGAGAAGCCGAGGGCAGCGACUCUCUAGAGGGUUUCAUGCUCAUGCACUCAAUAGCUGGCGGAACCGGCUCGGGCCUGGGGUCCUUCUUACUCGAACGGCUUAACGACAAAUUCCCUAAGAAGCUCAUCCAAACGUACUCUGUCUUCCCCAACGCGCAAGAGGGAGACGUUGUCGUACAACCAUACAACGCGCUGCUCACGCUGAAGCGACUUACAAACCAUGCAGAUUCGGUCGUCGUGCUCGAUAACGGCGCAUUAGCUCGAAUAUCUGCCGAUAGGUUACACGUACAAACGCCAACCUUCGACCAGACAAAUCAGCUCGUGUCCACAGUAAUGGCGGCGAGCACGCAAACACUAAGAUACCCUGGUUAUAUGAACAACGACCUCGUAGGGAUCAUCGCAUCGCUGAUCCCUACGCCACGAUGUCACUUCCUCAUGACCUCAUAUACACCCUUCACCAGCGACCAGAUCGACAAGGCUAAGCCAAUCAGGCGUACGACUGUGCUCGAUGUCAUGCGUCGCCUCCUCCAACCCAAGAACCGCAUGGUCUCAACGACGCCCAGCAAGACCGCCUGCUACGUCUCAAUACUGAACAUUAUUCAGGGCGACGUUGACCCUACCGAUGUCCAUCAAUCGCUGCUCCGCAUCCGCGAGCGCCAGCUCGCAAACUUCAUCCCAUGGGGCCCGGCUUCCAUCCAGGUCGCGCUGACACGCAAGUCACCCUACAUCGCGACCAACCACCGGGUGAGCGGCCUCAUGCUCGCGAACCACACGAGUAUCGCCUCCCUCUUCAAACGCAUGAUUGACCAAUUCGACCGGCUGCGGAAGCGCAAUGCGUUCGUCGAGCAGUACAAGAAGGAGAAGAUGUUCGAGAACGGUCUCGAGGAGUUCGACGAUGCGCGCGCAACUGCCGAGGAACUGCUCAAAGAAUACAAAGCCUGCGAGAGUCCUGACUACAUCACAUACGUCACAGCUUGUAUAAUCACCCUCUCAAAACAUAUUCAAAACAUUGGCAAUGUUGUCAUGCGAUAA